Molecule: messenger RNA, 1404 nt
Organism: Penicillium robsamsonii
Lineage: Eukaryota; Fungi; Ascomycota; Eurotiomycetes; Eurotiales; Aspergillaceae
Product: Zn(II)2Cys6 transcription factor domain-containing protein
Exons: 3
Coding region: 1-1404 (467 amino acids)
Biological process (GO): regulation of transcription by RNA polymerase II
Molecular function (GO): DNA-binding transcription activator activity, RNA polymerase II-specific; zinc ion binding
Source: RefSeq, a predicted model, not a curated record
AUGGACGAUAUGCAGCCCAAGACCCAAUCCCGGCCACACUCGUCUAGGCACGUGCCGGGACAGAAUAUGGUCUUUCGAAUCCCGAACUACAAACCAGAGGAUCCCCUUGCGUGUGGGUCCGAGCAGUCUGCACAGGUCUAUCAUUCCCGCCGGUCUCAUCGGAAAUCCCGCGCCGGCUGUGUGAACUGUAAGCAGCGAAGAAUCAAGUGCGAUGAAGCAAAGCCGCAUUGUCUUCGAUGCCAAAAACAUGGUGUCGAGUGUGACUACUCGAGCCAGCCAGCUCGACCUCAAAAGACCAAUAACAUCGUUUCCAAAUUCAUUAAGACCAACCCUGAGCUGACAUCGAUUGAUUUUCAAGCUUCUUCAAUGUCUCCAAGGAUAAUCACGGACAAGCUAAAAGAAUUGCUGCAACCACCCCCUGCUACCGAUACCAAGCUGCCGAGAUUACUCACAGAUGCCAUAAUAUCAACCCGCACUAUGGAAGCAUUGCAUCAUUUCCACAAAGGCCCAGCCUUUGCAACUGAACGCCAAACACCUCUUCGAAUAGUAAUGGGCAAAAUGGUUGAACUUGCCUUCGAAACCCCCUUCCUCAUGCACGCCAUAAUAGCAGCCGCAACAACUCACCUCUGCACUCUCCUCCCAGACAACAAAGACUACCGCCUAGCAGAAGCCUACCACUGGCAACAAACAAUAAACCAAUACUCGACCGAAGUCUCCAAAACAAUUACCCGCCAGAACAUGGACAAGCUCUACUCGGCCUGCAUGAUGAUCAGCAUGCACUCCUUCCUCCAAGAAACCUUCAACCCGCGCACCUCCUUCGUCUUCACCACAGACCCAACAUCCCUAACCUGGCUCCGCCUGCAGGCCGGCCUCCGCUAUCUCAUCGAGCGUACGAUCCCCUGGCUCCCGCAGAGCAUGUGGUGGAGUGUAUUCAUGGAGUCGCGUGAUCCGUCCCUGAAGUUCGAAGAUAAGCGUCCUGGUCGUGUGGGUCUUGAUCCGGAUCUGGCGGAUCUUUGUGGGAUUGAUGAUGAGACGACUGUCGAGUCAAAUGCGUAUUUGUGGCCUUUGCGGAUGCUUAUGGGGUUGUUGCCGUUUGAGAGGUCGACGGGUAGUUUUCAGGUUUAUAAUACUUGGAUGGGGAGGCUGGAGAAUCCAUUUUAUGAGUGUUUGCUUAGGAAGGAGCCGGCUGCGCUUGUUUUGUUGGCUUGGUGGUUGGGACUUAUGUGUUAUGUUGAGGAGUGGUGGGUUGAGAUGAGAGUUCGAUCGGAGUGCACGGCUAUCUGUAUGUUUCUUGAGGAUAGUUGCGAUCCGCUAGUUUUGAACUUGUUGGAGUUUCCGGCGUCGUGUUGUGGGUAUUUGCUUAGACAUGAGCAGGAACGGGCUAGGGUUCUUGAGUUGGAUUGA